Molecule: messenger RNA, 663 nt
Organism: Ruditapes philippinarum (Manila clam)
Lineage: Eukaryota; Metazoa; Mollusca; Bivalvia; Venerida; Veneridae
Exons: 2
Coding region: 33-557 (174 amino acids)
Source: RefSeq, a predicted model, not a curated record
UGUUGUCGCAAGAAAUUCACGCGAAAGUUUUUAUGAUUUUUUUCAGACCGAUUCCAAAGAAGAUGAAGAGAUUAAUUGAUGGCGAUUUAGCUUCGCUUAGAGAUAUCAGAAAAAUGUCGACAAGAGACAGGCUUAAAGAAAAACUGAAAGAACGACAGAAUCAAUCUCAAAAUGCACUAGAGUCAAAAGUCAAUGCUGCUGAAGAAACAAGUGAGAAUGGUUUAAACAAACUGAAGAGACAAAGGAAGCGGAAGAAAAAGUCAAAGAGGUCAGAUGAAAGUCCCAGUGUUUAUUUAAAUAAUGAGCACGACAAAGACGUCACUAAAGAGGAAAAUUGCCACCAACACUGUGAAAAUACACAUGUUAAACAACACCAUACUUCAGAUGAAGCUGAGAAGAAUAAUGAAAACAUGAUAAGUAAGGUACAACUUGAGAAGACAAACAAAGGACACGAAGAAGUGGCAGCUACAAGCAAAGUAGAAAAAGAGGCUUAUGAUCCAAAGGUGGAUGACACAGAAUUUACUAAGACAAAUGCUGCAGAUGGGAAUUGUAUAUAAGUGUAAGCUUUAAAUAUUUUCAUAUUUCUAUCUUAUAUCAAUUCUAGUUACGAAACAUGAAGGUUAUACAAUUUAAUCACAUUGCUGAAACAAAUAAAAAAAUACA